Messenger RNA from Hydra vulgaris (swiftwater hydra), 1531 nucleotides. Its product is annotated as protein kinase C and casein kinase substrate in neurons protein 1. NCBI's taxonomy places the organism in Eukaryota, Metazoa, Cnidaria, Hydrozoa, Anthoathecata, Hydridae. Gene Ontology annotation, molecular function: phospholipid binding; protein binding. The record is from RefSeq and is a predicted model, not a curated record. Gene Ontology annotation, biological process: cytoskeleton organization; plasma membrane tubulation; regulation of endocytosis. Gene Ontology annotation, cellular component: plasma membrane; endosome; cytoplasm.
AAAUAUUAUUUUUUUGUACUUAUGGCUAAUCGUCGUGGAACCACGAGCAAAAAAUCUAGUGAAAUGGGAUCCAAUACUAUUAAUAAUAGUAACUUUUGGGAUAUUGAUAAUUAUCAAAGGUGUGUUAAAAGAAUUGGAGAAUCUAGUGCCUUAUGUGACGAUCUUGUCAAGAUGUUUAAUGAAAGAAUAGAAAUUGAAGCAAAAUAUGGAAAAAAACUAGACGAUUGGCAUGAAAAGUGGUCUAAAGCAUUAGAAAACUCAUGCAUGUAUGCUACCACAAAAGUAGCUGCUUUAGGAACUAUUAAAGAAGCACAAGAUAGAGCUAAAGUUCAUAUGGAUUGCUGUAUGAAAAUGCAAAACCAAGUUAUAGAAACAAUUAAAAGAUGGAAAGAAUCAAAUUAUCAUCAUAAAAUAUUUGGACUCAAAGAAGCAAAAGAAUACGAACAAGAGUUUGCAAAAGCUCAAAAACAAUGGGCAAACGCAUACAAUAAAAUUCAAAAAGCAAAAGGCAAUUAUCAUAGUGCUUGCAAAAACCGUGAGGCAUGUGCAUCAUUGUUGAAUAAUGCUAAACAAGAUACAGAAACACUACCAGAAAAGAUAAAGAAACUUGAAGAUUCGUUACGAAAGUCUGAAAAUUCUGUAUCCACAAUGCAGCAAAAAUAUGAUGAAAAAUUGAAAAGAAUAUCUCCUUUAAACAUUACAUAUGAAUCUGAUAUGCAACAAGUUUAUAAUAAAUGGGCAAAAGAUGAAGAAAAAAGACUAGAUUUUCUGCAAAGAACUCUUAUUGAUUUUCAUAAAUGUGUCAAUAUUUAUGCUGAUCCAAGACUUAAAGAGUUGUUUGACAACCAAAUAAAUGCUGCUUAUAAUGCUAAAAUUCAAUAUGACGUUAACUGGUGGUCAGAAAAUUUUGGUGCUGGAAUGCCAAAAUAUUGGCCAAAAUUUGAGGGAUAUUCACCGCUUGAAUGGCAUCAUUGGAACCUUUGUCACUUAGCUAGAAAUCAGUCUAAACAGUUGAGGAGAUAUACAACUAGGCCUAGACCUUAUGAGCUUAAAAGCAGGAUAAAUGUCUUGGAACCUGGAGAAUCAGUGAUUGAACCUCAUCAAAUUGCACCUGUUGAAUCAUCUAGCAAUCUUCAUUCCAACUCUAUUAAUCAGAGAAAUGGAGUUAAGUCUCAACAACAGGUUGUUAGCAAUACUGUAUCUAACUUGGCAAGUAAUCCCUUUGUAAAUGGCGAACGAGAUGCAGGAGAUGAUGAUGAUGAUGAUGAUGAGUGGGAUGCUCCUCUGCCAGAAUUGAUUCCUGGAGGUGGUAUUCGCGUACGUGCAAUAUAUGACUAUACAAGGGUGGAAGAUGAUGAGUUAUCUUUUAAAGCUGGUGAUGUACUGAUUAAGCUUACAGAAGAAGAUGCACAGGGUUGGUGCCGAGGAAGUUUUAACGGACAGGAAGGAUUAUAUCCUGCUAAUUAUGUUGGGGCAAUAUAAAAAUUAAAUAUCCAGUAUUUUGUAUAUAAAUUUUACUAUAUAUAUAUAU